Manis pentadactyla (Chinese pangolin) is the source of this 4244-nucleotide messenger RNA. It is a transcript of the gene IFT122, whose product is annotated as intraflagellar transport 122. Bases 125 to 3502 code for a protein of 1125 amino acids. The record is from RefSeq and is a predicted model, not a curated record. The transcript is spliced from 27 exons. Gene Ontology annotation, molecular function: protein binding. Lineage: Eukaryota; Metazoa; Chordata; Mammalia; Pholidota; Manidae. Gene Ontology annotation, biological process: intraciliary retrograde transport; protein localization to cilium; non-motile cilium assembly. Gene Ontology annotation, cellular component: intraciliary transport particle A; non-motile cilium.
UGCGCGCGCGUACCUCACUGCGCAUGUGCGUUGCCAGGGGUAGCUCGGGUAGCCAAAGUGGCUCGCGGAGCCGGCCGUGUUGCUGAGGCGGGGAGGAGGGGCCCGAGGUGUGAGGGAAGCCGCGAUGCGGGCCGUGUUGACGUGGAGAGAUAAAGCCGAGCAGUGUAUAUAUGACCUCGCAUUUAAGCCUGAUGGAACGCAACUGAUUUUGGCUGCAGGAAACAGAUUACUGGUCUAUGACACUUCUGAUGGCACCUUACUUCAGCCCCUAAAGGGACACAAAGAUGCUGUGUACUGUGUGGCGUAUGCGAAGGAUGGCAAGCGCUUUGCUUCUGGAUCAGCGGACAAAAGCGUUAUUAUCUGGACGUCAAAAUUGGAAGGCAUUCUGAAGUACACGCACGGUGAUUCUAUCCAGUGUGUCUCCUACAAUCCUGUUACUCACCAACUGGCGUCUUGUUCCUCCAGUGACUUUGGCUUAUGGUCACCUGAACAGAAGUCUGUCUCUAAGAACAAAUCCAGCAGCAAGAUCACCUGCUGCAGCUGGACAAAUGAUGGUCAGUACCUGGCUCUGGGAAUGUUCAAUGGGAUCAUCAGCAUACGGAACAAAAACGGCGAGGAGAAAGUGAAGAUUGAGCGGCCGGGGGGCUCCCUUUCCCCAGUAUGGUCCAUCUGCUGGAACCCUUCAAGAGAGGAACAUAAUGACAUCCUGGCUGUAGCUGAUUGGGGACAGAAACUUUCCUUCUACCAACUGAGUGGAAAACAGAUUGGGAAGGAUCGGUCACUGAACUUUGAUCCCUGCUGCAUCAGCUACUUUACUAAAGGGGAGUACAUUUUGCUGGGGGGCUCAGACAAGCAAGUAUCCCUUUUCACCAAGGAUGGAGUGCGGCUUGGGACUGUUGGGGAGCAGAACUCCUGGGUGUGGACGUGUAAAGUGAAGCCCGAUUCCAACUAUGUGGUGGUAGGCUGCCAGGAUGGCACCAUUUCCUUCUACCAGCUUAUUUUCAGCACAGUCCACGGGCUCUAUAAGGACCGGUACGCCUACAGGGAUAACAUAACUGAUGUCAUCGUGCAGCACCUGAUCACCGAGCAGAAAGUUCGGAUUAAAUGCAAAGAGCUUGUCAAGAAAAUUGCCAUCUACAAAAAUCGGUUAGCUAUUCAGCUGCCGGAGAAAAUCCUCAUCUAUGAGCUGUCUUCAGAUGACUCGUUGGACAUGCACUACCGGGUGAAGGAGAAGAUUAUCAGGAAGUUCGAAUGCAACCUCCUGGUGGUGUGUGCUGAUCACAUUAUCCUCUGUCAGGAGAAACGGCUGCAGUGCCUGUCCUUCAGUGGCGUGAAGGAGCGGGAGUGGCAGAUGGAGUCUCUCAUUCGCUACAUCAAGGUGAUUGGUGGCCCUCCCGGAAGGGAAGGGCUGUUAGUAGGCCUGAAGAAUGGACAGAUUCUGAAGAUCUUCGUGGACAACCUCUUUGCCAUCAUCCUGCUGAAGCAGGCCACAGCUGUGCGCUGCUUGGACAUGAGUGCCUCCCGCAACAAGCUGGCCGUGGUCGAUGAAAAUGACAUGUGUCUGGUGUAUGACAUCCACACCAAGGAGUUGCUUUUCCAGGAACCAAAUGCCAACAGUGUGGCCUGGAACACCCAGUGUGAGGACAUGCUCUGCUUCUCGGGAGGAGGCUACCUCAGCAUCAAAGCCAGCACCUUCCCUGUGCACCAGCAGAAGCUGCAGGGCUUCGUGGUCGGCUACAACGGCUCCAAGAUUUUCUGCCUCCAUGUCUUCUCCAUGUCAGCUGUGGAGGUGCCACAGUCUGCUCCCAUGUACCAGUACCUGGAUAGGAAAAUGUUUAAAGAAGCCUACCAGAUCGCCUGCUUGGGUGUGACAGAUACUGAUUGGCGUGAACUGGCCAUGGAAGCUUUAGAAGGAUUAGAGUUUGAAACAGCAAAGAAGGCCUUCAUCAGAGUACAAGACCUCCGGUAUUUAGAGCUCAUCAACAGCAUUGAGGAGAGGAAGAAGCGGGGAGAGACCAACAAUGACCUGUUUCUGGCAGAUGUGUUUUCCUACCAGGGGAAGUUCCACGAGGCCGCCAAACUGUACAAGAGGAGUGGGCACGAGAACCUCGCACUUGACAUGUACACCAACCUCCGCAUGUUCGAGUAUGCCAAGGAUUUCCUUGGAUCUGGAGACCCCAAAGAAACAAAGAUGCUAAUCACCAAACAGGCUGACUGGGCUAGAAAUACCAACGAGCCCAAAGCUGCUGUGGAGAUGUACAUCUCAGCAGGAGAGCACGUCAAGGCCAUAGAGAUCAGUGGCGACCAUGGCUGGGUUGACAUAUUGAUCGACAUUGCUCGGAAGCUGGACAAGGCUGAGCGGGAGCCCCUGCUGAUGUGUGCCCACUACUUCAAGAAGCUUGAUAACCCUGACUAUGCUGCCGAGAUUUACCUGAAGAUUGGCGACCUGAAGGCCUUGGUUCAGCUGCAUGUGGAGACCCAGCGCUGGGAUGAGGCCUUUGCUUUGGGCGAGAAGCAUCCCGAAUUUAAGGAUGACAUCUAUGUGCCGUAUGCUCAGUGGCUAGCAGAGAAUGAUCAUUUUGAGGAAGCCCAGAAAGCGUUCCACAAGGCUGGGAGGCAGGCGGAGGCCGUCAGGGUGCUGGAGCAGCUCACACACAACGCCGUAGUGGAGAGCAGGUUCCGCGACGCGGCCUAUUAUUACUGGGUGCUGUCCAUGCAGUGCCUCGCUGUAGCUCAAGAUCCUGCCCAGAAGGACACUAUGCUCAGCAAGUUCCACCACUUCCAGCACUUGGCUGAGCUGUACCACGGCUACCAUGCCAUUCAGCGGUACACGGAAGAACCGUUCAGUUUGCAUCUUCCCGAAACCCUCUUCAACAUCUCCAGGUUCCUACUGCACAGCCUGACCAAGGACACCCCCUUGGGUAUCUCUAAAGUGAACACGCUCUUCACUCUGGCCAAGCAAAGCAAGGCCCUGGGUGCCUACAAGCUGGCCCGGCAUGCCUAUGACAAGCUGCAGGGCCUGCAGAUCCCUGCCAGGUUCCAGAAGUCCAUUGAGCUGGGCAGUCUGACCAUCCGCUCCAAGCCCUUCCAUGACAGCGAGGAGCUGGUACCUUUGUGCUACCGCUGCUCCACCAACAACCCAUUGCUGAACAACUUGGGCAAUGUUUGCAUCAAUUGCCGCCAGCCCUUCGUCUUCUCUGCCUCUUCUUACGAGGUGCUGCACCUGGUUGAGUUCUACCUGGAGGAGGGCAUUACUGACGAAGAAGCUGUCUCCCUCAUUGACCUGGAGGCACCAAGACCCAAGCACAAGAACAAAUGGCAAGAGAUCACGAGCAGCAGUAUCCUGGGCGCUGGCUGGAGCCCUAUGGUGUGUCACGCCUGUGCUGGUGGCUCCAACUCUUCCAGUCACAUCCCUUUUAUGGCCAGGGACAAAACCCACAACUCAGAGCAAACAGAAAGGUGUAAAGAAGCCAGUUACAGAGGAAUGCGCAGCUGGAUCUAGGUGCUCUGUGGGUGCUGGGGGAGGCUGUCCCCUGCCUCCUGCCUCUGCUGGCCUCUGGGUGGCUUUGUUCUUAGGCAGCUCCUGCCCCAUCCCCCCAGCAGUGCCAACCCCAAAUCCCCUCAGCCUUGCAACCCCUCAGAAUGUGCCGAUGCUCCUCCUAGUGUGUCGGCAAAAUACCAGGGCUUGCCCUCACUGGAACACCUGGGGCCAAGGGCCACAGCUCAGUUUAACCAUGUGGCCAGGGCCGUGUUCAUCGGCCUUGCUGAGCACAGGAGGGGGGCUUCUGCGAGUGAGUGUGCACACUCAUUGCCCGGGGCAGCGGGGUCGGCAGGUCUGGGUGGGCUGGGAGCCUGCGUUUCUGUAAGCUCCCAGGCAGUGCCAAUGCUGCUGGUCUGUGGACCACACUUUGAGGCACAGGGAAAAGAGGAAAACCCAAUUGUUUGCUGAAGAAAGAAGACAGAAACCGCGUCUGCACACACACAGCUGCUUAGGCUGAGUUGUGGCUGCCAUGCGGGGUCACGUCCUGUACCUGACUUGGUGCCAGCAGCCUCUCUUCCCUUGGGGUGGGCCAUGUCAUGGGAGUCCCGCUUCCCUGGCCCCCCACAGCUCCUCCACCACUGCCUGGCAGAGGGGAUGGCAUCCUGGGCACCUUCCCCGAGUCUGGCUGGCCUUGGGAUCUGGAGGCACUCUCACCCACUGCUCCAUGAAAUGUCACCUGUGAGGCCAUCUCCAAUGCCUACAG